UAGUUGAGGAGGUUUGUCAAAAACUUAUCUUUCCGCCUUGAGUUCCGUUGUUUCUGUCACGUGGAAGAGUUAUCUGUGAGAGUAGCUAUAAGAUAAAACCGAAGUGAACCAUCAGAGGCCGUAUGUUUGGUAAAACUUAAGUGAACUUUUUCUAAGUUUUCGGGACGUUUCACCGUAGGCUCACCUCUGUCAGCUAAGAAUGCUAAAUGAAGUUAGCAUAGUGUGCAAGCUGGAAAUAGAAACAGAACUCGGCCACACAGCGGAGUCGGCGUGACUGUUCGAUAGAGAACAAACUGUAUUUUUCCUGAACCCACAAUGUCCAGAUAAACUUGUCUGAAUGGAGUCUGCACUGUCCUUUCUAACUGAAAAAGUGCGGAUUGUCCGGUGUCGUACGAAGCUAAUGAAGUUGUAUUGCUCUCUGGAAGUAGACGGAGGCGGCGGUAUCCAGUAACACGACGCACAUCAGAGUGAAUAAACCAUCUUUAAAGGAGUGUGUCUGGAGGAAAAGUUGCUGUGAUUCAGUAAACAUGUCUAAAGUUCAAAUGCUGAGAGCUUUUGUCAACCAGCGACUAACUGCGGCUGCUGAAGAGAUCUUUGAGCUGUUUGAAACAACGAUAGCAGAGUACGAGGAGAAACUUGAGUUCAGUUCAAAAGAGAAUCACCGACAACGGAAACUACUGGACGCUGUUUACAACCCUGUCCGGUUACACAGAGCAGAUGUCCAGCAGCUGUUGGUGGUUAAAAAAGAGGUUCAUCCUGAGCAACAGGAGUGGAGCUCCAGUCUGGACCAGGAGGACCCAGAGCUCCCACACAUCAAAGAGGAACAGGAGGAACUCUGGAGCAGUCAGGAGGGAGAGCAGCUUCAAGGGCUGGAGGAGGCUGAUGUCAAGUUCACAUUCACUUCAGUCCCUGUGAAGAGCGAAGAAGAUGAUGAAGAGAAUGCUCAGUCCUCACAGUUUCAUAAGAUACAAACUGAACAGAUGAAAACAGGAGCUAAAGGAGAGGACUGUGGAGGACCAGAACCAGCCAGGAACUCAGAUCCAGAUAGUCCUUUGCAACAACCAGCUACUGAUGACAAGACUUCACACUCAGAACCUGAGACUGAUGACAGUAGACAUUGGGAGGACACUCAGGAACUUCAGUCAGGUUUAAACCCGCCACAAAACAAUAGGGUGAAACCAUUUCGUUGUUCAGUUUGUGGUAAAAGAUUCAUACUAAAGCAUCAUCUCAGAAGACACAUGAAUGUCCACACAGGGGAGAAACCAUUUAGUUGUUCAAUUUGUGGUAAAAGAUUUGCACAAAAGGAACACCUGAAACUACACUUGAUCGUCCACACAGGGGAAAAACCAUUUAGUUGUUCAGUUUGUGAUGCAAGAUUUGCGCGAAAAGGACAUCUGCAUAAACAUUUGACUGUCCACACAGGGGAGAAACCAUUUAGUUGUUCAGUUUGUCGUAAAAGUUUUGCGCUAAAAGGAACUCUGAAAGAACACUUGAUUAUCCACACAGGGGAGAAACCAUUCAGUUGCAGUGUUUGCAAUAAAAGAUUCACUCGACUCAACUAUGUCAAAAGACACAAGUGUGUUGGUGAGAGUAGCAGCAAUAAGUGAAUCUGUGGAGAUGCUUGUUAAGACAUUUUUUCCAGCAUAAUUUAAGCACCGAGGGCAAGACUUGGUUUAACACUGUAGAUUUCAGGAUGAUACAAAGUCUUCUCAGACAAAAUGAAGCUGCACAAGUGUUGUAAUUCUGUUAGGGAUGUCAAUUUUUGUAGAUUUUUCUUUCGAUAGCCUCCCACCUGUUAACCAGUAACUAACUGGAUAAUUAAAACUACACUACAUCAUGUGAGAUGUAAGAUAUAAUAGACCCUUUGAGGGUUGACCUCACUAUGAUGUCAUUUCAUUAGCUGGAGGCAAAACAGGACUCACGACCACAGGGCUGUAGGCUACAAAGGACUCUUAAAAUGUUGUCUUGUGUUAUGUGUCACUAAAAUGAGAGCCCUGUUGGUUGAAGAAAGGGAGCGUUAUAUUUCUACAUGAAUUAACGAACAGUUAAGUUAAUCACACAUUCACCUGGCUUGGCACUGUGCUGCUUCAUUUCCCCAGACAGAGUGCACUCUACCCCCUGGAGAAUGUGGUGCUCUGGAUAAUCAAACGGUACACUCAGACAGCGCUCCGAAUUUAUGAACUGUUCAGUUUGUGCCAGAGUGCACUCCAGCCCUUGGAAUGAGUAUUUCUGAAUGCACCACUUGCAUCAUCUUCCUCCACUGUCGAAAACAAGUCAACAGAACUUGCUAGCUAGCACUAGCUAAUGUCUGUAGAGACAAUUUUUUGAUUCCAGCUAAGCCCCGCCCACCAAAAAACCAUUAUACUGUUUACUAACAGUAAACAGGUCUAUACAUUGAUAACGUUGUUCACAACACGUAAAGGGAGUUUGUGCCUCAAAAUUGAACCACCUACUCACUGGGGCAACCUGGGGGGAGACCAGAGGGUCAACAUGAUGUUUCCACAGCAACACUGUUGGGUCAGGCGGCGUUACUUGUUGUAAUCACCAAAGAAGCAGCAAUGUUAGCUCACUUCCACCAGACCCGGGUGGCACACAGUACAAUGAAUGUAGGGUAGUAAAAUCAAUCUUUUGGCCAACAUGUCUAACCAGUCAAAAAUAUAUUCUUGUUCAACUGUUGACAUUUCUUGAUUCUGUAAUUUAUUCUCAACAUUAUUUUGUUUUCUGGACACUGUGUUUUUGGUAUAACAUGUAUUAUUGAAAAUCCCCUCCCCUUUAACCUUCCUCAAUCUGUCUCUCUGCUCAAUGGAUGGGCGGAGCCUCAGAGCCUUUAUAGGCAGUCAGCUCACCUAUGGCAAACCCCUAAAGAACCAAGAGCUGGCUUGCCACAUGUGCAUGACUUUUCCUUCCUAUUCUUUGAACUGUUUGUGUGAAAUGUAGGUUUUCUUUUGUUUAAAUGCAUUAAAUCAGCUUUAGUAGUUUAUGAUUAAUUUGCUGUAUAGAUACGUUUCAUUAGUAGGAAGUUUUUCUCUUUAUGCCUAAGUUAACACUGUUAAAAUUGUGAUGCUAAACUGCCUUUGUUGGGUUAUCUAUUGAAACUAGGAACUAUGGUGUCUAGAUUUUAUUCCUUUUCUUCUGUUAUCAGAUAAACCAAACUAUCUUCAAAUGAAAAGAUUGGACUGGAACCUCGGCUUUGCUCCUUUGUCCUAACCGACAAACCAUUGAGUUGUAUAUAGGCCUGGAAUCAGACUAUCCUUAGGCAGAAAAUCAGUAUUCAUCCUACUAAAUAUUCUUCAUUCAUGUAUUCAUUGAUUGAAAUAGUUUCAAAACAUCUCAUAGUAUAUUUUGUGCACUUAUACUGCACUAUGGUCAACAUAUGUGAUUUAUAAAUUAACGACUUAGGUUCCAUUGACACAAUUACUGAUAUAAACACAGCUCUCUACUUUUCACUAACAUGUUUUUCAGUGCAUUCAUGAGGUUGAACGUGACACACCAGAAGUAAAAAACAAAAACAGAAAGACAUACUCAUCUACUGCAGAGCCAUGUACACAGCUCUGGUCUACUGGCAAUGAGAAAGAGGUCUAUCACCCAUUUUUAGCAGGUUGGCUGCAUAUAAUUACUAUCUGUUAAAAGAGUAUUUUCACAAAAGGGUUUUCAGUCUUUGAGCAUAAUGUAUAACUGCUGUUCAUAUGGUGAGAUCCAAGAAAUUUCUUUUAUCAAGAUCAAGCUCUGAAGUGAAAGACAGUAAUGUGAAUGUACAAUUGAUGUAUUCCAUGAAGGCAUAUAGCUUAGUCAAUGUACCAUUCCAUACCAUUAAUACAUCAUCUAUC
Molecule: messenger RNA, 3827 nt
Organism: Epinephelus fuscoguttatus (brown-marbled grouper)
Lineage: Eukaryota; Metazoa; Chordata; Actinopteri; Perciformes; Serranidae
Product: chorion transcription factor Cf2-like
Exons: 2
Coding region: 528-1607 (359 amino acids)
Biological process (GO): regulation of transcription by RNA polymerase II
Cellular component (GO): nucleus
Molecular function (GO): RNA polymerase II cis-regulatory region sequence-specific DNA binding; DNA-binding transcription factor activity, RNA polymerase II-specific
Source: RefSeq, a predicted model, not a curated record